Messenger RNA from Lactuca virosa, 3545 nucleotides. The record is from the annotation of a GenBank genome assembly. NCBI's taxonomy places the organism in Eukaryota, Viridiplantae, Streptophyta, Magnoliopsida, Asterales, Asteraceae.
AUGGAAGUAUGUACCGAGGUAUUCUUGAACAUCGUGGACCCGAUCCCAGGUAAUCUGGUUACUCCUAAUGUUGACCCAGCCCAAGUUAAUAAAUCCGUUCCAAUUUUGGCUCAUGUGCCCAUUCCAAACAUACCACUUCCUGGUAGGGACGAUUGGCCCAUAUCGCCUGAUCUGAUAAUUGGUGCCCCAACAUCUCCUCUAUUUGGUAAAGGUGAAUCUUUAGAUAAGCGUCGUCGUAUCCUCAUCCCAACCACACGAAUGACUUUGGAGUCGUUGCAAAGAUCGCUUGACUUCGAUGCCUGGCCUCCACUGCCUUCUUCGUUUGGUCCUCCGGUGGUUCGAUUUCAUGCCUCUACCCCACUACCUGAUCUUAAUAGGCCAGUCUCGCAUAACGACCCCACAUCCAAUUCUUCAAUUCACGAUGACGAUACCUCAUCCAAUGAAAUCUCCAGUAUUCUCAAGGUUGAACCCCACCACAUACAUGGUCGAGGAAGUUUUGUGUGUAGGUGUUUUAUCAAGGGAGGUAUGCAAUCCUUAUGUGAAACCUUGUGGAUGUUAAGAGGUGAAGUUUCUCUUUCACUGCAUUUAGUUAGUAGUAGAAAGAGCAGAAAGAUUUUGGUGAGAAGAUCAUUGACUAGAUCUUGUAGCAGAAGCCCUUCACAGAAUAUUUUUGGGUCAUGGAUGGUGGAAACAUGGCUACCUGGACAACCUUUGAUUUCUGCUAAAGCUAAAGAUGAAGCAAAACACUUGGAAAAUUCCGGAAGUGACUUUGUGGUUUCAAAACAGUUGUUGGGUGAUCUUGAUUUUGAGGAUGAUUUCAGUUCUGAACUUUAUGAACCAUACAGCAGAUGUUAUCAGCCUGUAGAGGAACCCUGGCUUCUAGAAGCUUCCCUUCUUUCCCAAUAUGAUAGACAAAUAGAUUCUUCAAAUGGUUGUUCAACAUGUGACAACAAUAUAUCAGAAAGAGAGUACCCUGUUGAGGAGCCAUGGUUAUCUAUUAAGGCUCCCACCAUUGAUGUAUCUUUGGAAAACAAGGUGGAAAACAUCAAGCCAAAGGAUCAAAGUCCAAGAAUUGAAAAAAUAUUUGAUAAAUUGACUCGGGUAUCUAUUGGAAAUGAGAAAGAAAGUGAGAAACCUGUUAAUGAGCUUGAGGAAAUUCCAAAAAGAUUGUUUCUUGAUGAUGAGGGUAGGGUAGGUAUGCAAGGUACACAACAAGGGGUAUCUGUUGAUACAGUUAUAUUGAUAAACUCUUCUUUAUGUACAAUGCAAAGGGUUGCUGUAAUGGAAGAUGAAAAACUGGUUGAAAUAUUACUAGAACCUAUAAAAAACAAUGUUCAUUGUGAUAGUGUAUAUAUAGGAGUAGUCACAAAACUAGUUCCAAACAUGGGUGGAGCAUUUGUAAACAUAGGUCACCCCAGAGCUUCUCUUGUUGGAAUAAGUCAUCAUGUGGAGCCCUUUAUAUUUCCUCCAUUUUCCCGCCAUAAAGAGCCAAGAUCCGUGGAUGGGUCUUUGCUUGUUGAGCUUCUAGAACAUUCUAGAGUUAAUGAGAACAACAAACCCAAAUCAGAAGAACAACAAGUUAUCGAUAAUAUUGAGGAGAAUGAUGAUGACAUGGAUGAUGAUGAGUUUGAUGUGCCUGAAGACUUUCCGGAAGAUGUGAAUGGAGGUGUGGUUAACUCUGUGGUGUAUAUUAAUGGAAAAAGGAAUUUAUUUCAACCAAUUGAAACUUCUCAUGAUUCAAAUCAUCAAACCAUGACUGAGAUUACUGAUAGUAACAAGGGUCCAUGCACAAAUGAAAGUAAAUGGGCACAAGUUCAAAAGGGUACUAAAAUAAUCGUGCAAGUUGUCAAAGAGGGUUUGGGUACCAAAGGGCCCACAUUGACUGCUUAUCCAAAGUUAAGAAGCCGAUUUUGGGUUUUGCUGACACGUUGUGAUAGAAUUGGGAUUUCGAAGAAGAUUUCAGGAUUGGAGAGGACUCGAUUGAGGGUGAUAGCAAAGACAUUGCAGCCUCCUGGUUUUGGGCUUACAGUGAGGACUGUUGCUGCAGGUCAUACAAUGGAAGAACUUGAAAAGGAUCUUGAUGGGCUGCUUCUGAUGUGGAAAGGUAUUACUGAACAAGCAACAUCUGCAGCCCUUGCUGCAGAUGAAGGUGUGGAAGGUGCAAUUCCUGCUAUGUUACAUCGAGCCAUGGGGCAAACACUAUCAGUAGUCCAAGACUAUUUUAAUGACAAGGUGAAGAACAUGAUAGUUGAUUCUCCAAGGAUAUAUCAUGAGGUUACAAAUUAUCUUCAAGAAAUAGCUCCUGAUCUCUGCAAUCGUGUGGAGUUAUACACCAAAAAGAAUCCACUUUUUGAUGAGUACAACAUUGAGGAAGAAUUGAACAACAUGUUAAGUAAAAGGGUGUCACUCUCUAAUGGAGGUUAUCUAGUAAUUGAACAAACAGAGGCUUUAGUCUCCAUUGAUGUGAAUGGAGGACAAUGUAUGCUUGGUCAUGGAACUUCACAGGAGAAAGCCAUCCUUGAUGUCAAUCUUGCAGCUGCUAAACAAAUUGCUAGGGAAUUAAGAUUGAGGGAUAUUGGUGGAAUUAUUGUGGUCGAUUUCAUUGAUAUGUGGGAUGAUUCAAAUAAGCGAUUGGUGUAUGAAGAAGUUAAAAAAGCAGUUGAGAGAGAUCGAUCAUUGGUUAAAGUCUCGGAACUUUCUAGACAUGGGCUCAUGGAGAUCACUAGAAAAAGGGUGCGACCUAGUGUGACAUUUAUGAUAAGUGAGCCAUGUUCUUGUUGUCAUGCAACUGGAAGAGUCGAAGCUUUGGAAACUUCAUUUUCAAAAAUAGAACGUGAAAUUUGUCGAUUUCUUGCACGAAUGGAAAGGGCAGAUCCUGGAAAACCUGAAACUUGGCCGAAAUUUGUUCUGAUGGUUGACCGAUAUAUGGGGAGUUAUUUGACUUCGGGAAAGAGGACACGAUUAGCAAUUCUAAGUAGUUCUCUUAGAGUAUGGAUUUUGCUUAAGGUUGCAAGAGGGUUUACUCGAGGAGGAUUUGAGAUAAAACCACUUGCGGAUUUCAAGGAUCAUAGAGAUGAAGAUCAACAAAUGAGUCGGACUCAGCCGCCGCCAUUUCAGCCACCACAUGCCGCCAGAGAUCCGCGUCCGCCAAGACGGAAAGUCACCAUCUUUCCGAUCAAGAAAUGGAAGACUGGUGGCAAGUGAAUGGAGAGAGUGAGAGAGGGCAACGUUGAUGAUGGGGAGCGAGGGGGAAUGGAAUGUAUGGUGUCAAGACCUCCCGUGGGGCCUACACCCAUGGGGGUAUUUAUGAAAAAGUUUUCACAUUCAAGGCAGUGGCUUAUCUCCGUUUAGUUUUCUGGUGGAGGCAAAGGAGAGGGCGGGGAACUCCGUCCCUGAUACCUCAUGGGGUUCUAAAAAAUAAUUACCUUAUUCUUACUUGUUUUUCAGUUAUAAAUAAAAAUCUUACGACAUAGAGUUACUAUAAAUUAAUGUGUGUUGUAUUUAAAUAAUUAAUAUGAUACUAGAUGUGUAACAGUGCAAAGCGG